UAUAGUUACAAUUUUGUUUUCUGUCGUUUUCCUGUGAUAUUUAUACUCAUACAAAAACAAUUUUCUUUGUCCAUCUAUACGACUGUGUACUAUAAUAUUGGCUUCAGAUUACGUCUUUACAAUUUUUAUCUGCCAAACAGACAAAACAGUAAAUCUUAAGAAAAUAUUUGAAAUUCAGAAUGGCAACAUUAUUAUUAUUGAUAAAUAAUUCAAAAAGGAUAACGCGCCGAAAUGUAUUCACAGUUGAUUCACACUGUCGUUGGCAGUAGUUGCACCAUAGAACAAUAUGAAAUGUCAUCUAUUCUGUGGUAGUUGGCCACAAUGGCUUUUAUCUUGAUUCCCACGUUGUUCUCUUAUCAACAAUAAUAUUUACAAUUAUUUUUUGAAGUUGAAAUGUUGAAUUAAUAUUGAAUAAUAGGUAUCACAGAAUAGUAUACGACUGGAGUAUAGGAGUUUCCCGUUAACUAUUAUUUCCAAAAAACUGCAUUCAACUAUUCAAGUCAUUCAACAAUAUUCAUUUCUGUAAUAUUUAUUGUUAUUUUGACGUUUGAAAUAAAAAAAAAUCUAUUGAUUUUGAACUUUUGUCUAAAUUCUUUCAAAACUAAUGAUUUUUGUAAUCCAAGUAUGAGAGUUAUUGAAUUUUUCAGCGGUAUUGGUGGAAUGCAUUUCGCCCUGAAAGAAUGCAACUUAGAAAAUUUUGAAGUUGUUCUAGCUGUAGAUAUAAAUACAGUAGCAAAUGCAGUGUACAGACAUUUUUUUCCAUCGACUAACCUAAGAGAUUUGAACAUUCUUUCACUUAGCCCAGAACAAUUUGAUGCAUAUCAUCCAGAUAUAUUAUUGAUGAGUCCACCGUGCCAACCUUUCACGAGAAAUGGCCUUGUCAAGGAUAUUAACGAUGAAAGGACAAAGCCACUGCUGCAUAUUAUUGAAAAUAUAAUCCCGAAAUCGGAAUCGCUUAAAUAUAUUUUAGUGGAAAAUGUUAAAGGAUUUGAAAGUUCUUUGGCUAGAGACAAAUUAGUCAACGCUUUGAGUCAAUCGGGUUUUACAUUUAAAGAAUUUCUACUUAGUCCCGUACACUUUGGCAUUUGCAAUUCAAGAUUGAGGUAUUAUUUAUUAGCCAAGAAGAAACCAUUAGAUUUUGCAAUAUCCUUACCAAAUGAUAUCAUAACUGAAAACUAUUGGGACGAUAAACUGUGCAGCCGCGUUCAACAAGUUUCAGAUGUAUUGAGCGAAUCCGAUACAGAAUUAGAAGAAUAUUUAAUUAAUGACAAACAAUUAUUAAAAGGCGGCAAAGCCUUGGACAUUGUUACUAAACACAGUAAAAGAUCAUGUUGUUUCACUCGUUCGUACAGUUCAUAUUUAUGUGGCACAGGUUCUGUGUAUUCCAGUCUAUGCGAAGAAAAUAUUAAAGAAAUUAUUAGUAACAAUGACGAUAAUUUAGAAGUGCUGAAAAGUCUAAAAUUAAGAUUUUUUACACCAGCAGAGGUGGCAAAGUUUAUGUGUUUUCCUGUAUCAGAUUUUCCAGUCAGCAAAAAAAAGGCAUACCAGCUUCUAGGAAACAGUAUAAAUGUUUAUGUUGUUUCUCGAUUAUUAUGUUUAUUAUUGCCUUAAGCCUUUGACUAUAUUACUAUGAUGUACAUCAUUUUAUUUACAUAUGUUGAAUGUAAAUUUUAUUAAGAGGAUGUGAUACCCGCAUAAUAUGUUGUCUCCGUCUUACAAGUGCAUAACAUAUCAAAUUAUACGCAAAGCAGAACAC
This is a messenger RNA of Acyrthosiphon pisum (pea aphid), 1756 nucleotides long. It is a transcript of the gene Mt2, whose product is annotated as tRNA (cytosine(38)-C(5))-methyltransferase. Lineage: Eukaryota; Metazoa; Arthropoda; Insecta; Hemiptera; Aphididae. The coding region runs from base 625 to 1611 and encodes 328 amino acids. The record is from RefSeq and is a predicted model, not a curated record. Gene Ontology annotation, molecular function: methyltransferase activity. Gene Ontology annotation, cellular component: nucleus. The transcript is spliced from 4 exons.